This is a messenger RNA of Suillus subaureus, 2037 nucleotides long. RefSeq lists its product as uncharacterized. The record is from RefSeq and is a predicted model, not a curated record. NCBI's taxonomy places the organism in Eukaryota, Fungi, Basidiomycota, Agaricomycetes, Boletales, Suillaceae. The transcript has 12 exons. The coding region runs from base 1 to 2037 and encodes 678 amino acids.
AUGAGUCGGAUAUGGGGUCUGGACAUAGGCUCAGAAGGCGUGGGAAUAUUAUGGAAUGGAGUUGCAAAGGCUCAAAUGAGCCUUGGUCAUGCUCAUAAGCAUUGUCAGGAAAGUCUUCCCAAGGAGGUGGUGCCUCAACAGGCUGAAGUGUGGGUGAUUCUGGGGGAGAGUCAGGCAUGGACCUUCUUGAUGCAUCAUUACAAACUAGCUUCAUACCCAUUGUGCCUUUGGCACAGGAAGCAAAUGGAGUGCUUCACACUCCUUUUUGGCUUCCUGGCCUCGGCUGCAUCCCAGCAUGGGAAUGGGGGAAUGAGCCAAAGGUCUAGGGCUGCCAGGUUAUUUGCUCCUAAGGUUGACCAAGCACAGUGGAAGAAGAGGAAGCAGAUAUACAAGACUUGGUUGUUUAACAACAGGAAAAAGAAGGAAAGGAAGGACAUGAUAAAGUAUGGGAGAAAAUGGAUGCCUAGGAUGGUGAUCUACCAGCAGAACUGGGAAGAGGUGCUAAAGAGGAUUGAGGACAAGUCCAGGGCAAAGCCAGGAGAUCCCGGUAUGUUCAAGCAUUAUCAGGCGGCUGUGAAGAGAGCCAUGGCUGAAUUGUCCAACAACGAGUUGGAGAAGGUGAAGGAAACAGCUGAAGAAUGGUCCAACAACUUUCCUCCUCCUGAGAUACAGGCACAAGUCACUUGUAAGAAGGGACCUGUGUAUAUGGAGCACUUUUUGAAGGAGAUGUGGAGGCAAUGUGGGAUAAGAGUGUUUGUGAUGUCAGCUUGGAAGAAUGAACAGGGAGAGGUGCUGUUCAGGAUGCACAAUAAUAAUGAAGCAUUAGGAGAUGUGGACAGCUUCAUGAAGAUGAAGGACUGGGAGGACAUCGAGCCAGUUUGGCAGGAGUACAUGCAGGAACAGUUCGGUGCUGGGGCAUGGGAUGGAGGACAACAGAUGAAGGGAGGUCGAAAAAGAAUCAGAAAGCCUGCUUUCAAACUGGAAACUGACAGAGAUGGGAUGCCAUUGCUUCCAAACAUCACUGAAAUGAAACUCAAGGAGAAGAAGGUCAUAUAUGUUCUGGCAGAUGUGGACUUGAAGGAGCCUUUCAAGUUGCAAAAUUGGGACACUACAGCCUUACUCAAUUUCUGGCAUGCUCAGCAGGAGAAAGGCAAAGGACCAACAUUCCUGUUCAAAGCAUGGAAGAAUAAAGAUGGAGACAUGGUAGCAUUGGUUGUGUCUGGGAAUUUGCCUUCUCAUCGGACUUGUAAAGUCAGAAAGAAGAUGAUCCGAAGGCCUCGGAAUUCAUCAACCAACACCAAGAGUGACUCUCAUCAUAUGGAGGAUGAUGCUGAUGAUGGUGCAGCUGAUGGUAGAUCCCUGCAAAAGAGACCCAGAAGAGAGCCAGGUCCUUUGACAGCACAUGAAGGGACAGCAGUCCCAUGUGCAACUCCAAAGCCUUGCCCAGUCAAGCCAGUGAAAACUGGUGCACUGCUGACAUCACGAAUGGACAACCUCCUGGCUGGGAUGACUGAUGGAGUCACUGGCAAUGUUGAGGAGGAUGUUGGAAUGGAAGGAGGGCAUAUGUCUCCAGUGCCAAAGAACAUGUGGGGAAAAAAACUGGCGAUUGAGCCAUUGGCAAGGACAACCCAGAGUAAAUCAACUCAACAGCCAUCAGACAAUACCCCUCAAGUGACAAGAGCAAGGGGAAAGAAGUGGUUAGCAGCUAGCACUACUUAUCCUAAGAGGCACGAGUUAAUUGAUCAGCCUGAGAGGACUGCUAUUGAAGCACUUCCUUCAAUUAUGUGCGAGGGAAUAUCACAAGAGUGGGAUGAACUGUUGGAAGAUAUGUGCAAGUGUAUUGGAUGUCAGAUGCUGCCAGUCACAAGGGAUAUAGUGCAAGUGAAGAACUGUGCUAAACUACUGGUUGUGGGUUGGGUAUUCUUGCAAGAGCUUAAGGGUAAGAUCCUAGCAGUAUGGAACUUCAGAGUGGUUGAAUUGUGCAGGAUUGUCAGGAAAGAGCAAAAUAGAUGGAUUGCGCAAGGUCUACAAAAAUAA